Ochlerotatus camptorhynchus is the source of this 7398-nucleotide messenger RNA. Its product is annotated as zinc finger protein 420-like. The transcript has 31 exons. Gene Ontology annotation, molecular function: RNA polymerase II cis-regulatory region sequence-specific DNA binding; DNA-binding transcription activator activity, RNA polymerase II-specific. Gene Ontology annotation, biological process: regulation of transcription by RNA polymerase II. The record is from RefSeq and is a predicted model, not a curated record. Bases 426 to 4403 code for a protein of 1325 amino acids. Lineage: Eukaryota; Metazoa; Arthropoda; Insecta; Diptera; Culicidae. Gene Ontology annotation, cellular component: nucleus.
AGCAGCGAAUAAAAACUGGUUGGGGUGCGACGACAGCGACAGCAGCAGCAGCAGCGGCGGCAGCAGCGACAUCGUCUUUCAUACAGAAUAUCGUCAGCACCGCCGGCGGCAGCAGCACCAGCGGAGGAGGAGAGCUUUUGAUAUGUCAGUCAUAAUUGGAAGAUAGAAAAAAAUAAUAGCUCCUUCUGUUACAAACACACACACACUCACUGUGUUCUUUUAAUCGAUUUCGAUCAAACAAACCCCUUUUUUGUUGAUUAUUUCUAAAGGAAGUAAAACGUUAGCUACAAGCAUUAAAUCCACCCCCCCGUCAUCAAAAGUGCUCGCGUCAAAUGAAACUCGCAACCGAGUCAAGUGCAGAAAUUUGCGGUUACCAAGAGCCAGAGGCUUCCAUAGAGAGAACCACCCGGGCCUAAUCAUCAGAAAUGAAUAAAUUUUGGGUGCUGACCAAUUUGAUUCAAAAUUCGAACGUGUAUCCAAUUCCUAAAGUUGAGCAUCCGCACCAUCAACAGUCGGAUCAACAACAACACCCUCCGCCGUCGCAACAUCCGCAGCAACAGCAGCAGCAUCAACAGCCGCCUCCGUCCCACCAGCCGCCAUCGUCGACGACGUCGUCCAAGGGUGGAGGAAGCCGGCAUCCCCCAGGUGGCAACCAUCCGUUAGGGCCGGCUGCGCCUGGACUCUACCAUCAGCCGGGUGGCGUUCCUGGUCCAACGCCACCAAGCGCCAGCUCGGCUCCAACUGUACCCCCAUCGGCCAUAGGACCGUCACACUUGACGAAUCUUUCCGGACCUGCUGCCAGUGCGCACAGUAGUAGGGGCAGCAGUGGACAUCCGGCUGUACCGCCCGGUGCACACUUACAGUUGAACGGGACGGUGCCGUCAGACCAUACGAAACCACAGUAUUUAGGCAACAUGCAGGUGCACCCGGCACACAGUGGCAGCGGCCAUCAUCCGCCUCCGCCGCCGACGCAGGGUCCACCGCAGGCGCAUCCGCCUCCUCCGCAGCCGAUACCGAUCGUGAAGCCGGAGUUCAAGAUGCCCUCGUUACCUGCCCACCUGAUGGACGUGCGCGGUCCGGACGGGUCGAUCGUCAAGAUCAACAUGCCGGAGCACCACGAUCCGAGCAAACCGCCCAACAACGUCGAAAUGUUGAAAGUCAACAUCGAGGAUCUCAGUCAAUUUCUGUCGUACCACGAAGUCUUCGGAAAGCUACCUUCCGACAUGCUAACGGGCCCGUCCGCUAGCCUAGUGCCAUCUUCUGCUACCAAUACCGCGACGACCAGCUCCGGUCACAGUAAUGGUAAAUUGAACCACGUCCGUAAUCUUCCUCAAGGCGAAUCGCCAUUCAAGUGCAGCUACUGCGCCAAAAGUUUUACCCGGAAGGAACACCUCACGAACCACGUGCGCCAGCACACCGGCGAAUCGCCCUACCGCUGCCCGUACUGUGGCAAAACCUUCACCCGGAAGGAACAUCUCACGAACCACGUCAGAUUGCACACGGGCGAAACUCCCUACCAGUGCACAUACUGUGGGAAGAAAUUCACCAGAAAAGAACACCUUACCAAUCAUGUCAGGUUACACACCGGAGAGACCCCGUUCCAGUGCACUUAUUGCGAGAAGAAGUUUACGCGAAAAGAGCAUUUGACAAAUCACACGAGGUUACAUACCGGCGAAACUCCCUUCCAGUGCUCGUACUGUCAGAAGAAAUUCACCCGCAAAGAGCAUUUAACGAAUCAUGUCAGAUUACAUACUGGAGAAACCCCCUUUCAGUGUACCUAUUGCGAAAAGAAAUUCACGCGCAAAGAGCAUUUAACGAAUCAUGUCAGAAUACACACUGGCGAGACCCCGUACCGGUGCACGUAUUGUGAGAAGAAAUUUACCAGAAAAGAGCGUUUGACGUAUCACAUAAGAUGGCACACCGGAGAAACUCCUUAUCAUUGCACAUAUUGCGAGAAAAAAUUCGCGCGAAAAGAACAUUUAACGAACCAUGUCAGAUUGCAUACCGGUGAGACGCCCUAUCAUUGUACCUAUUGCGAGAAAAAAUUUACCCGCAAAGAGCAUUUAACGAAUCAUGUCAGAUUGCACACUGGAGAGACUCCCUAUCAGUGCACAUAUUGCGAGAAGAAAUUCAGUAGAAGAGAGCGUUUAACGAUUCACACAAGAAUACAUACCGGAGAGACCCCUUAUCGGUGCACAUAUUGUGAAAAGAAAUUUACCAGAAAAGAGCGUUUAACGUAUCACAUAAGAUUACAUACCGGAGAGACCCCCUAUCAGUGUACCUAUUGCGAGAAAAAGUUUACCCGCAAAGAGCAUUUAACAAAUCAUGUCAGAUUGCACACCGGAGAGACUCCCUAUCAGUGCACUUAUUGCGAGAAGAAAUUCACUCGAAAAGAGCAUUUAACCAACCACACAAGAUUGCACACCGGAGAGACUCCCUAUCAUUGCACCUAUUGCGAGAAGAAAUUUAUGCGAAAAGAACACUUGAAAAAUCACGUCAGAAUCCAUACCGGAGAGACCCCUUAUCGGUGCACAUAUUGUGAAAAGAAAUUUACCAGAAAAGAGCGUUUAACGUAUCACAUAAGAUUGCAUACUGGAGAAACUCCCUACCAGUGUACGUACUGCCAGAAGAAGUUUACGCGAAAAGAACAUUUAACCAAUCACACCAGAUUACACACUGGCGAAACUCCCUACCAUUGCACUUACUGUACGAAGAAGUUCGCUCGCAAAGAGCAUCUCACAAACCAUCUCAGAUUACACACUGGCGAGACUCCCUACCAAUGCACGUACUGUUCGAAGAAGUUCACUCGAAAAGAACAUCUCACAAACCAUCUCAGAUUGCACACCGGGGAAACUCCCUACCAAUGUAACUAUUGCCAAAAGAAGUUCACCAGAAAAGAACACUUAACGAACCACGUCAGAUUACACACGGGCGAGACUCCUUAUCAGUGCUCGUAUUGCCAGAAGAAGUUUACCAGAAAAGAGCAUUUGACGAAUCAUACCAGAUUGCACACUGGAGAGACUCCUUAUCAUUGCACCUAUUGCGAGAAGAAAUUUAUGAGAAAAGAGCAUUUAACGAACCAUGUCAGAUUGCACACCGGAGAAACUCCCUAUCAGUGCACAUAUUGCGGGAAGAAAUUCACCCGAAAAGAGCAUUUAACCAAUCACAUCAGAUUGCACACUGGAGAGUCUCCUUAUCGGUGUGAGUACUGUAACAAGUCAUUCACCAGAAAAGAACACCUCAAGAAUCAUAUCAGGCUUCACACCGGUGACUCACCGCACAAAUGCGAGUACUGCAACAAGACGUUCACUCGGAAGGAGCAUCUCAACAACCACAUGCGUCAGCACAGCGGGGACAAUCCGCACUGCUGCAAUGUAUGCAACAAGACCUUCACCCGGAAGGAGCAUCUGAUUAAUCACAUGAGCCGGUCUCACACCGGCGAGCGUCCGUUCCAGUGCGAUGAGUGCGGUAAGUCGUUCCCGCUCAAGGGUAAUCUGCUGUUCCAUGCGCGAAGCCAUACGAAGGGACAACCGAUGGAACGGCCCUUCCGCUGCGACAUGUGUCCGAAGGACUUCAUCUGCAAGGGCCAUCUGGUGUCCCAUCAGCGAUCUCAUACCGGCGAGAAGAACCACCACUGCCCGCAGUGCAGCAAGUCGUACGUUGAGCGUGGCAACAUGCUGCGGCACAUGAAGAAGACCCAUCCGGACGCGGUGAUACCGGUGCUGCCCAAGUUGCCACACAUUAAGGUGGAACCGAAGUCCACCGGUGAGUACUUAUCUCAGCCAACGUCGGUGGUGACGUCCCCGGCUCAGGCUUCGUCCACAAUCACAUCGAUCAUCCCCAAUACUCAUCCAUCGCAGCACCAUCACAUUCAACCGAAAAUGGAACAGAAAUCUCAGAUACAUCAUCUUCCGAUUCCCCAUCAGCAUCAGGCUCACCAGUUGCACCACCACAUCUCGGCGCCGAUGCAUCUGCCCCCACCAAACCCCCAACAGUUGGCAGCGCUCGCCCUGCAUCAUCAGGUGGCCCAGCAACAACAGCAACAACAACAAUCCUCACCCUCAACGGGCCGACCACAGCCUUCUCCUCGUACAUCACAUCCGCCGCAGCAGCAGCAGCAGCCGCAUCCACAGCAACAGCAGCAGCCGGGGCCGCCCCAGGUCCCCCAGGGCCCCCCGGGCCCCCCGGAAAACCCACAGCAGGGCCAACUGCCGCAGCCGCAGCAACCGGGCCCGGGCCCAACUGGACCCCUGCCACCACCACACCAUACGGUCCCGGUUACUAUUAUAACCCACGCUGGCACAAUUAAUCCGAUGCCGGACGGCCUGAACAAUCGGGUUGGCACGAUUCAGAUGCACCACCUGAAUGCGGCCCAGUCGGAGGAACACACGGUGGUUUACUGAGCCAGUAACCAGGAAACAUUAACACGUUUGUAGUAGAAUGCGCAUGCGCUCCUAUGACUCCAAUGACGACAACACAAAAGCAAACGAUGCGUUCAACUUAAAGAGGGAGGAUUUAAAAGUACAGAUUUGCAAUUAGUAGUUUUUAGAACAGAACAAACACACCUUUCUAGGAGGAACAUUACUUGUAACCAGUAAUAGACAUAGUGGAAAACUUGUAUGCGACAAAAGGAAAAAAGUACUAAAAACAAAUAUGUAAUUAUACAAUUAUAUAUACACAAAACAACAGAAAACAAACAAUAACAAAAUGAUGGAUAACAUAUUGGAUCGAUAUCAGAUAUCGAUGAAAAACUAACUAAAAGUAAUAAGGUAAACAUAAUAUAUAAAAAAAAAACAAACAGCAAGAGUUGGAAGAACAGACACACAAAAUAACGGUAAUAUAGAGAAAAGUAACAAAAUUGAAAAUAUGCUAAAAGUGGACAUAUUGAGAUAAUAUAUAUAUUGUAGUGGCAACAAAUCCAACACAAAGCAAAACUGACUGUUUACAACGUUCUUUUUUGUUCGAUACGUGCAAACAGCAGCAGCCAGUCGUGAUAGAGAGUAACCCAACAGACACCGUUAUAAAACAAAACAAAACAUAAAGCAGUGAAUAAUGAAUAAAAACAAAACAAACAAAAACCCUUAGGUAAAGCUAUUACAAGAUGAUCAUAGAAACCAAUACUUAAGCAAGUAAGCAAAUUGUUGAAAAUAGGUGAAAUAAACAAAUAGUAAUUGAUUUUACCCCGCAGUUGAAUAAAGUAAAACAAGUUAAUCAGAGAACUGAACGAAGGAAGGUUGCUGGACAAACUCAAGCGAAAUAAAAAAAAACUAAAAUUGGAACACACGUUUUCGGAAAGGGAAAUCAAAAGAGAUAGGAUGCAAGUUCGAUUCGAGCCUGAACUGCUGAAGCAAAGGAUGAAAUGAAAAAAAAAACAACAACAGUUGCGAACAAAGUAAGGCAACACUAAAUGAAUAGUACAACAAUAUUAAACAGUAACUAUUAAUUAGUAGAGAAACAAAAAAAAAAAAACAAAUGAUCGUUUGGAAACUAAGAGCACCACAAACUUGAGGGAAGUUUUAAUAGAAAACACAAAAUGAGAGAGAGAGAGAGUGCGUAUUCAACACAAACAAAGUCAUACUAACUUCAUCCUCUUCGCGCCCGUUUAACAAACAUACUAACUGGAAAAGUCGCCAUAUUUGCUGCCGCCAUAAAUGAAGAGAACGGACAUUGGAAAAAUAACUUGUCACUCCAUCAACACACCAACACAACAACUCUGUAAUAGUCUUACACCUAGAAGAACUCAAUUCAUCAUCACCACCACCACCCCAUCAUAUUUUACCAGAACCGAACGAUACACAAACAAUAGGUACACUGAUUAUAAUUAGCCGAGAGCGUAUCCGCACGCACCUGCGGUAAAACUCAAACCAAUACAAACACCGAUCACAGACUCAGCACACAUACACACACUCUCAAUAGUAGCGUGUAAUAGAAUGGAAAGCAAACACAAUAGAACAUAACUAACCCCUUCAAUUUCCCCCAGAAAAGAAAAACAGCAGAACAAUUAUUUUUCUACAUGUCUUGUGUGUUUUUGUAAUACUGAAUAAUGAAGUGUGAGAGAAAGAGAAGUAGUGAAGAGAGGGAGACCCGACGACGAUAGAAGGAGAGCGAUUGAGAUUCGUUUUUUUCCUCACUGAUUUUUCACCACAGAACAGAACAGGUUUUCAUUUUCAAUCACUUUCUAUGCCACUAUCGUGCAAAUUCGCGUCGAAAUACGUGGAUUGGCGCGCGUGCACACAACCCAGCAGCAGGAGGAUUUUUCUGCAAUUGAGCACAAAAGUUCGCCUCUGCCGCCGUGUGCUUUAUUUAACCAUAACUUAACAAUAGUUCCAUAGAAUCUAUAAACAAUAGUAACCAGUUUUAUCCACACACGCAUACUACGCAAUAGAGCAUAACUUUGCGGGAGGUCGGUUCCGACGGGGCUGCCUACCUAGGUCCCAGUGGGAAACGAUUCCCCAAACAGCUACAAACUAUACUAAUUUUAAUUCAUACAGAAUAAAAUAGUCAGGAAAAGAUUCUUCUUCUGAUAAUAAACCAGAGAAAAAAAAUGUAACUGAGAGAGAUAAUAUAAAUGUAAGCUACAAGAGCCCCCAACCCUAACUAAGGCAGUACUGUUGAUAUAGAAAGACACUCACUUAAUUAGGCGACCGACAAAGAGAAAGAGAGAGAUAGAGAGAUAGAGUGAGUGUUUGAACCCACAACAACUGAUGUAGAAACAGAGAGUUUGAAUUUCAACCCCAGAUGUAGGCAUUGAAGUCUUUUGUUUAACAUAUUUUCACACUACGAUUUGAGUUGCAUUUUUUACCGUUUUUUCUUUGAUAUAAGCACAACCAUAACAAUAAACAAACCAACAAACAAUAAGCAGAUCAGUAUAGAACCACCGUAAACUACAACAACAAACAAACCAACAACAACAACAACAGCAGCAGCAGCAUUAGAAGCAAACCAACAAACAAACAAUAGGAAGAGUAAUACAAACUUGUAUACCAAUAACUCAGCAGAAACACAAACACACUCACUGUCAAUAUGGGGGGUACCGGAUCAAACCCGGAACCCCGCACAGCAAUAGCAGAAUCAAACAGGGGGAAGCUCGGAACGGCAGAUGGUAGUCUGACUUCCGGGCUUCCGCAGCAGGACAAAUGGACAAUUUCAAUCGUUCUAGGGUUUAUUUGAUUAAAUCGAUUUUCGUUUCACUUUUGCGUUGAUUUCAUUCAUACUCACAAAGACUCUUUAAAACCAACGAUUUUCGUUUUGAAUUUUUCGUUUUGUUUUCAUGCAAAUUCCAUCGAAUGACAAACAUCUUUAGGGCGGCCAAUUUGAAUAGUUAUAUUCCGCGCGUUUCAACUUACAGGCUCAUUUCGGACUUGGGCAAUAAUGUUUCAGUAGUUUUACCGAAUGAAA